AUGAAGGCCGGGUCAUCGUCCAGGAGGAGGAGGUUCCUCAACCUCAGAGCGUUCCUCCACGCGUGGAGGAAGCUCGCCGCCGCCCAGGCGGCGGCCGGCGAGUGGGCGCACCCCGACGGCGGCGUCGGCGGCGAGGCCAUCCCGAAGGACGUGCCGCGGGGCCACACGGUGGUGUACGUCGGGGAGGAGCUGCGGCGGCACGUCGUGAGGGUGUCCUCCCUCGACCACCCGCUGUUCCGGGAGCUGCUGGACCGGGCGCGGGACGAGUACGGCUUCGCCGCCGCGGACGCCAGGCUCUGCAUCCCCUGCGACGAGGACGUCUUCCUCGCCGUCCUCUGCCACGUCGACGCCGACCGAGAGUCGAGGAUGGCAUUGUGCAGCUGACCGGCCACCACGGCGUCGGCCGCCGGCCGGUUACGGUGUGGCGGCGUGCCGGCGUAGCGGAACGCCUGAACCUGCUCUGCCUUCCCCGCCUGCUCCUGCGAUUUCUCUGUUCGGAGCUGUCCAAAAAAUGUUGCUCUGAACAUGUUUACGUGCUGUCAGUUUGUAUAGGGUGUAGGGCAUGUUAGCAGUUAGUCACUUUUAGUUGGGAUGUUCCAGAUUCUGUGUUCGAUUCUUCAAGGAUGCAGAAGUGCUUUGAACAGUUUUUGGCUGCAACGGGGACAUUCCUGCACGCAGUCAAGUGGAGUAGAUUGUAGGUAUUCCGGUGCAUACGGUGGCCUAGUGUAUUUGUCGACUUUUCAGCCAUCUCCGAGGUGCCUGGGACACACACAACGUUGGCUCAACAUGUUAACACGCUGUCAGUGUCAGAUGUUAAGGGUGUAGGGAUGUAAUCAAUAUCGGUGAUUUUUUCUUUCUCUCUCUCUCUGAGGUUCAGUAAUCUGUAUUCAAUUCAAGGAAGCGUCAGGGGAUCAUUUUUUGGCGCAAGCCAUGCAUGCACGCAGUCAAACGCACAAGGAGAUACUGCCAUUUUUGGCCCA
Messenger RNA from Panicum hallii, 980 nucleotides. Its product is annotated as auxin-induced protein X10A-like. The record is from RefSeq and is a predicted model, not a curated record. The coding region runs from base 1 to 384 and encodes 127 amino acids. The transcript has a single exon. Lineage: Eukaryota; Viridiplantae; Streptophyta; Magnoliopsida; Poales; Poaceae. Gene Ontology annotation, biological process: response to auxin.